This is a messenger RNA of Eleginops maclovinus (Patagonian blennie), 2623 nucleotides long. It is a transcript of the gene lpcat1, whose product is annotated as lysophosphatidylcholine acyltransferase 1. The coding region runs from base 168 to 1664 and encodes 498 amino acids. The record is from RefSeq and is a predicted model, not a curated record. Gene Ontology annotation, molecular function: 1-acylglycerophosphocholine O-acyltransferase activity; calcium ion binding; lysophosphatidic acid acyltransferase activity. The transcript is spliced from 14 exons. Gene Ontology annotation, cellular component: endoplasmic reticulum. NCBI's taxonomy places the organism in Eukaryota, Metazoa, Chordata, Actinopteri, Perciformes, Eleginopidae.
AGCGCGCCUCCUCCCCGGCCAGCAUCAGUCUCUCCUCUGGGCAGAGGAGAGUAAACUGAGAACUGGAGGAGAUAACCUUCGUUCUGCAAAAAAAGACAACCUCUCCCAACGUUAGGGGACAUUUGGGACUUGUAUUUCUUAUUUUAAGUAGCUUCCGGUCGUCAGCAAUGAAGGCAUUGAACAGUCGCCCCUGCACAGUGGGUAGAAACCCCUUCAUUCACGAGCUGAAAUUCACCAUGACAGAAAAAAUAAAGAUCGGCCUGAUGUCAGUCACAGUGUUCCCCGUGCGGCUGCUGCUCGUGUCCUUCUUCAUGCUGCUGGCCUGGCCCUUCGCCUUCACAGCCUCCAUGGGACGCUCGGAUUAUGUCAUUGAGCCUCAGUCGUGGUGGAGGAGGUUCGUUGAUCUGUGUCUACGAGCCAUCAUGCGGGCCAUGUGGUUUUGCGGAGGUUUCCAUUGGAUCAAGGUGAAAGGGGAGCGGGCGGCCCCCUCCGAAGUCCCCAUCCUCACCGUGGCCCCUCACUCCUCGUACUUCGAUGCCAUCCCAGUCACCAUGAACAUGUGCUCCAUAGUCACCAAGCUGGAGAGCAGGAGCAUUCCCGUCUGGGGCACUCUGAUCAGCUACAUCAGGCCGGUGUUUGUGUUUCGCUCGGAUCAGGACUCCAGAAGAAAAACUGUGGAGGAGAUCAAGCGGAGAGCCAACUCAGGAGGGGAGUGGCCUCAGAUCAUGAUAUUCCCAGAGGGGACGUGCACCAACAGGUCGGGGCUGAUCUUGUUCAAGGCUGGUGCUUUCAUACCAGGACUCCCAGUGCAGCCUGUGGUGCUACGCUACCCAAACAAACUGGAUACUAUUACGUGGACGUGGCAGGGUCCCGGAGCGUUCAAACUCCUGUGGCUCACGCUGUGCCAACUUCACAAUCCCAUGGACAUAGAGUACCUGCCUAUUUACACACCAUCAGAGGAGGAGAGGGAAAACCCUGCCCUGUUUGCCAGCAACGUCAGAAAGCUCAUGGCAAAGGCGCUGGAGAUGCCACUCACAGACCUGUCUUUCGAUGACCGUGAAAUCAGCCUAUCACACGGCCCGCUGAGAAUCUGUGACUACAGUAGCCUGCUGCAGUUCCACCAGCUGGUUUGCCGCCUGGGGCUGAGAGCAGGAAGGUCCGACACGCUUCUGCAGGAUCAGGCCAGCAGAGCCAGGGAGCUGCAGGGAGAGCGGCUCAGUCUGCAGGACUUCUCCCAGUUCCUCAACCUGCCCGUCACACACACACUCACACAGGUCCACAGCCUCUUUGACCAGUGUGGAGACGGACUGAUAGACAUCAGACACUUUGUUAUCGCUCUGUCCACCGUUCAUCGACCAUCACAGUCGAUGGAGACCCUUAAAUUGGCCUUUAAGAUGUUUGAGAGCGAGGAGAACGGGUACGUCCUAGAGGAGGAUCUCGCUGCCAUGUUGGAAAUAAUGUUGGGAGUGAGAGAGGUGGAACUCUCCGGUCUGUUUUCAGCGCUGGGCGGACCCGACACGGCCAAGAUCACAUAUGCCGAACUUCAUCAUUUCAUAGAGCAGCACCCACACUUCGUCCAGGAUUACCUCGAUUUUGAAAACCAUCCGCGCAAAUGCAGCCAACCUAAGAGCUGCAACGGGCUGAGCCACAGCAAAGACGACUGAAGGACGUCAGAUGGACUUUAAUGAAAACCCCUUCCCUCACCUCCUCCAUCUGAUAUCACAGCGUCUCCCCCAUGCUGCAGCUCUCCUGUCACCUCGGUGCCUUUAAGGGAGGGAGAGAAACAAAGAGCGGUGGGGAUGCAGCACACGUGAUGAAAUCCCUUUUUUCUCAGAUCUUUUUUUUAAUGUUUUUUCCCCCAUUUUAAUAUAAAGAAACACCUUUUGUUUUUUUGCUCUGGAAAUAGAGUGUGUUAUUUAUUUUUAAAUGUAUUUUCUUAUCUAUGAAGUACAGAUAUUUAAGAUAAUAGCUGAUAGAAGGAGGGGGUUUGUUCUAGACCUUUGGUGGAUCUCAGGCAAAUGGACACUGCCCUAUUUUUCCUGCUGCUCUUCAUGUAUAAAGAAACGUAAUAUCAGGUGAAAGGGAUCGGGAUAUAGAUCAUGCUGCUGUUCUAUAUGAAGCAGAGGUCACCGACAUGUGACAACAAUCUGCCAAGAAAUCACAGCUGUGUCACUGCCAUAGAUUUACAACCCCAUUAAAAAGGGGGUUUGACAUUUAACAAGGACCAUGAACUGAUUAAACAUAUCUAAAUCUGACACCCAAUCAAAUCAUGCAGCCAUGCUUUUUAUUUCAUAAUAAGGUAAGCAAUGCUAUUCUUGUUUUUUAUGUCCAUAAUUCACGGGAAAUCAUUUUAAAACGGACCAGUUUUUCUAAGAAAAACCUUUAAAAUGAGGAUUGUUUAAUAUUUUUUGGAGCUGUGAAUCCUUUUAACCAAUGACGGAUAGAUAUUUGACAACCUGUAUCUUUGACCUCCUGAUACAGUGGGUGUUUAUUAAUAUCGAUCUCUGAUGGUUUGAUUUUGUAUCUUUUUGAAGCUGGAAUGUUCAUAUGAAAUGUAAGAGUCCCAAAAGAAAAUGUGAAAGCUGCAUUCUUUUUUUUUUUUACAAAUAAAUAUAAAAAUCAG